GACGCUUAGGCCCAAUAAUUAUUUGUACGCAUCACGGUACCAAAAGGAUCGCACUAAUUCCUUCUCUGCUAUCUCACCGGGCUCGUAGAAUUCCCAAAUUCGAUAACCGUAAUUCCCAAAUUGAAAACCCUAGUUCCGUCGUCGACUCAAAUUCGUCCUCGUUCGUGUCUUCUUCCUCUUAAUCGCCGUUUCUCAAAAUCCCUCAUCGCUCGAUUAUCAUCGCCGUUCGAUCAUUAUAAAGUUGAUCUUAAGACUAAAAUUUGGGGGUCUACCUUUGAUGAUCAAUGGGGUUAUCGUCAACGGCGGCCAACACUGGCGAGGGAUUCCAGUUAUGCAUCUUCGACUUGAGAAGGGGGCAGCUUGAAGGCCAAGAGCUCGACAAGAUCCUCUUCUUCUUCCCUUCUGACUGUCCGUACACAGCUCAGUUGUCAGUGGUCGGACUUUGCGAAGGAAUCAUCACGUUUACAAGAAUCUUCUCUCCAGAGGCUGCUUCUGAGGUCAUAGAAGCAGAGAGACACUCCCAUAUUUUCUAUGAGGCCGAGCCAGAUAUAUGGAUGAUUAUGGUAGCGGAGAAAAAUAAAGACAUUGAAUCUGUUUGGCGAUGUGAUGCACUUAGGCAAGUUCUCAAGGAAGUGCAUUCUCUUUUCAUAAUGUUUCAUGGAUCUCUGAGGUCUUUGCUUGAUAAACAACCAACUGGUGAACUUGCUCGAAGUCAGUUGUAUUCCUUUGUCUUAGACUACUUAACUGCGGAGUUUCAUGUUGGCAAAAGAAUCCAAAUGCCAUCAUUUCAUGAAUGUUUAAGGGAGCGCGGGACUGUUCAGAUGCUGACAAUGUCUCGAGAAGUGUCUAUUGAAGUUCAGUCACUUGUCACUGUCUUAGGAUCUUCUGUAGGGAAUAAAGUGUGCAACUCACUCAUAUUGUUCCAAGACUUGCUUGUGUCUACAACACUCUCUCCUGAUGAUACUACAACCAUAUUUACAUACGCUAUCUUGAGGUUGACUCCGCAUGCAUUAUCCUCUAAUGCAAGUUCUUGGUCCUAUCUGCGAAGGGGAAAAUCUGCAUCUAAUGUGCUUGCCGCCUCGAGUACACCCACCUAUAGACCUGAGGAGUCUCAUUAUGGAUCUCGUGAUACUUCCCCCGGAAGAGAACAGCAUAGACAUCAUAUACAAAGGCCUCUACAACGUGACAAAUGGUUUAAAGGGAAGGAUGGUUUUGUUGACUGUGAUGUUUGGGGCGAAGGUGGUACUUUGUUAUCGCUGAAUCCAACGGUAUGGCUUCAGAAAACUGAGGAGCGCAUGUGUCUUUGUGUUUAUCAGCAUAAGAACUUGACGAUAAUACUCCUUAUUCCUCUUUCAUCAUUGGCAAAUGAGGAGGGCAUGGCUUUGGUGAAGAAGCAUCUUCAAGAACAUGCAUCUCAGAAGAUUAUAAAUAUCGAGGAGAAACUAUCCAGGGGAUGGGGUGGUGAAAAUGCAUAUCAUGUUAGCGGUUAUCGUUACUUACUAAUUGAUGGUGAUAGGAAUAUAUCGAGGGCUUCACCCCCAGGAAAAGUGACAACUCUAGCAAAGGAGUCCUUGCUUGCCCUCAAUAGAUUAAGAGAAGAGGUAGAUUUAGAGAAGGCCAGAACAAAGAGGGAUAACCCAGAACAUGAAAAGGAUCUGGAAGUGUGUAUAAGAGCCAAAAACAAUGCUUGGGUUAUUGCUAGGACUACACGAGGCAGGGAGCUUUACAUGGUUCUAGAAAAAGCAAGCGAAACACUUCUCUAUGCAUCCAAUGCUCUCGAGAAGUUUAGCAACAGGUACUGCGAAGGAGCUUUUUCUUUGGACUAGGGAGAGAAUCUGUUGGCUGGAGCCAUGGAAUACAGAUGUUCACAUACAGAAAAAUAGAAGUAUUGUUUGAAGUAUCUUGAUCUGUGACCAAGUGGAGUUUCAGAUUGUUUGAAUUCUUGUCUACAUUAAGAAUCCUGCCUUUUUCCUCUGCAAGAAUGAAGGUAUCAGAGUGGUAAGCUGAUCUUGAGAGGAUUGAAUUAGCUUGUCGAUCCUUUGUGGAACCAAUAGCACGAUGCCUGUUCGUUUCUUAACUGUGGGGUCCUGAUGAUGGAAGGGGGAACACUGUCCAUUUGCUUGGACGCAUUUAUCUGUUUAGUGAGAAGCAGCAGCAAUUAGUAUAUGCUGUUGUAGAGGAAGUCUCAGAUGUAUGUUGUACGAGAGUGGUUUUGUUCAAUGGAGCGUUUAUUUCUGUUUGGUUUUAAGGCCUUUACUAAUUCCUCCAGCUGUAAUAAGAAACACUUGUGGUGAAAUAUAGAAAACUAGCAAGAGCUUUCUAGCAGAACUAACCAUAAGAACCUUAUCGAA
Molecule: messenger RNA, 2351 nt
Organism: Asparagus officinalis (garden asparagus)
Lineage: Eukaryota; Viridiplantae; Streptophyta; Magnoliopsida; Asparagales; Asparagaceae
Product: vacuolar fusion protein CCZ1 homolog
Exons: 10
Coding region: 285-1826 (513 amino acids)
Biological process (GO): vesicle-mediated transport
Cellular component (GO): Mon1-Ccz1 complex; intracellular membrane-bounded organelle
Source: RefSeq, a predicted model, not a curated record